This is a messenger RNA of Annulohypoxylon maeteangense, 1498 nucleotides long. Its product is annotated as domain found in IF2B/IF5-domain-containing protein. Gene Ontology annotation, molecular function: translation initiation factor activity; mRNA binding; translation initiation factor binding. The transcript has 3 exons. Gene Ontology annotation, cellular component: eukaryotic translation initiation factor 2 complex. Gene Ontology annotation, biological process: formation of translation preinitiation complex; formation of cytoplasmic translation initiation complex; translational initiation. NCBI's taxonomy places the organism in Eukaryota, Fungi, Ascomycota, Sordariomycetes, Xylariales, Hypoxylaceae. Bases 256 to 1290 code for a protein of 344 amino acids. The record is from RefSeq and is a predicted model, not a curated record.
GUCAAGCUAAAGGAAAAUCGCAAAGUCGCAAAAGGGGAAAAGCUUGUUAAUAUUUAUUUCCCACCAUCCACCAUCCGAUUUACAGAACUCCCCAAUAUCAACCCACCACGCCGUCUUUAUCGCCACCACAAGUGAUAUCGAAUCUGAUAUCGAGCCUGCAACACAUUCUUGAUUUGGGCAUCGAGAAACUGGCGCUGGAGUGACACAACCGCAUAGGAUAGUUUUAGCAAAAGGCAAAAAUUAAAAUCAAGCAAGAUGGCUGCACCAGAUGCGACAGAUGCAGCAGAUAUUGAACGUCCCUCCAUCCCCGACCGCAAGCAACGAAAAUCCGUAGUCUUUAAUUCCGAAGCCCUCGUAGUCGAAGCCGACGGUAAAAUUAGCACCAUGGCUUCCGAAGAAACCAAGGAUACCGCUAUUUCUCAUACUCCCCGUACGCCGCCGCUCUCAGCAGCUCUUGGGGCCUUUACUGAUUCGAAAGAAGCUCCGGUCGAUGACGCCGCCCCUCUCACUGAAGAUGGCGGCCUCGAUCUUCUUAAGAAGAAGAAGAAGAAGCCUAAGAAGACCGAGGAUGGAGAAGGGGAGGCCGACGGUGCAGCUGACGGAGCUGAUGCUGGCGGCGUCGACCUCCUCAUGAAGAGGAGAAAGAAGAAGAAGACCAAGGCCGAGACUGAUGAAUUCGCUGCUAAACUUGCAGCGCUCAAUCUCGACAAGGAGGGUGGUGACGCAGAAGGUGCUACCGACGCUAAGACCGAGGAGCAAAGCGGAGAUAUGGAGAAGGGAACUGGUAUCUGGAGUCACGAUGAGACUAAGGCAAUUAGCUACGACUUGUUACUCGGACGCUUUUUCAGCCUGCUAGCUCAGAAGAACCCCGACCACGCCUCAAGCGGCACCCGAAGUUACAAGAUCCCGCCUCCCCAGUGCUUACGUGAAGGCAACAAGAAGACCAUCUUCGCCAACAUCCAGGAGAUCACCAAGAGAAUGAAGCGAAGCGAGGAGCACGUUACCGCCUACCUGUUCGCCGAGUUGGGUACGAACGGUUCCGUCGACGGAAGCAGACGAUUGGUUAUCAAGGGUCGAUUCCAACAGAAGCAAAUCGAGAAUGUCUUGCGAAAAUACAUCAUCGAGUACGUCACCUGCAAAACAUGCCGAUCUCCCGACACAGAGCUCAACAAGGGAGAGAACCGUCUCUACUUCAUCACCUGCAACUCGUGCGGAUCCCGUCGGUCCGUCACCGCCAUCAAGACCGGUUUCUCCGCCCAGGUCGGCAAGAGAAAGAAGAUGCAAGGUUAAGCUGCGUUUCGCUAGCACGGUCCCUACUGUUGAUAUGCCAGGACUUUCUGUCUUCAUAUGGGUUCUUCGCGCGGCGUGUCUGAGAUAGAUGCGUCGCUAGGUAGUUACUAGGCGGGCUAGACUGAAAAAUGGCAAAUGGGAAAAGGCUUUUUCAUAUUUCGCAGCGAAUUCUAUGUUUUAUAAGAUUGUAUGUGAUUGUGAUGUUCCA